This is a messenger RNA of Salvia miltiorrhiza (redroot sage), 1717 nucleotides long. RefSeq names its product AT-hook motif nuclear-localized protein 1-like. Gene Ontology annotation, molecular function: minor groove of adenine-thymine-rich DNA binding. Bases 546 to 1478 code for a protein of 310 amino acids. The record is from RefSeq and is a predicted model, not a curated record. NCBI's taxonomy places the organism in Eukaryota, Viridiplantae, Streptophyta, Magnoliopsida, Lamiales, Lamiaceae. The transcript has 5 exons.
GUUUAUAUCUAAUCGACUCCAACAUUAUUAUGAAUUUCUUUAAUUUUCUUCAACUUUAUUUCCUUCCUCCACCUUUUAUUUCUCUUACAAAAACCCUAAUUUCAUUACAGCUCAGAAAAAAUAAAAGUCUGCAAGAAACCCCCAAAAAAAAAAAAUACAAACUUUUUUAAAAUUUCCAUUCCAUUUUCUGAAGCUACGUACUUCUCUGCAACGCCAGAGAUUAACCCUGUGAUUAGUUAAGAAAUCACGGUAAAAAUAGACUCUUGCACCGGAGCUCUGCUGCACUCAACUGAUCUUAGAAUAUUCAGCUAUGAUCCUUGAAAUACAAAAUUAGCAGAAUUCCAGAAUUGUGUUUUCUGUGACUUUUCUCAUUGAUUCAUGCUCACUCUCUACAUUCUGUAAAUUCUAUUUUGCUUAGAUUUUACAGUUAGCUCUGAGUGUUGGAGCUGAAAAAGAUCCCAACUUUUUCCACUCAGUGAGCCUAAGAUUAAGUCUUUUUGAGGGUUUAAGGAUUUUACAGUUGAACUGUCUGUUUUAGUACAUGAAUGGAGGAAAAAGAAGGGUUGAAUGGUGUUGGUGUCACUGUGAAAGGUGAUGAAGCUCCCGAGAGCUACAGGGUGGAGUCGAGAAUCGAAAGCUCGAACCCAGCUGGCGGAUCAACCGCCCCUCCCACGGCGGCGGAAGGGAAGAAGAAGAGGGGAAGGCCAAGAAAGUAUGCAGGGGAUGGCUCGAUCUCGGCAUUGUCUCCUAUGCCGAUAUCGGCCUCCAUUCCGUUUACCGGUGACUAUUCCGCUUGGAAGAGUAGUUCCGAACGACCUCUCAACUCUUCAAAGAAAAAACAUAAAUUGGAAUUUUCGAGUCCAGGGGGCGAGACAGCAUACUCAGUAGGGGGAAGUUUUACACCUCAUGUGAUUACUGUUAAUGCUGGCGAGGAUAUUAAUAUGAAGAUCAUAUCUUUUUCCCAACAAGGAUCUAGAGCAAUUUGCAUUCUGGCUGCAAAUGGUGCCAUCUCAAAUGUUACAUUGCGUCAAUCUAAUUCUUCGGGUGGUACUUUAACAUACGAGGGGCGUUUUGAGAUACUUUCUCUGACAGGAUCUUUCAUUGCAAGCGAUAACGGAUUGACAAAAAGCAGAUCGGGAGGGAUGAGCGUUUCUCUAGUGGGCCCCGAUGGUCGUAUAUUUGGAGGAGGACUGGCUGGGAUGCUUGUAGCAGCUGGCCCUGUUCAGGUUGUUAUCGGCAGCUUUGUUCCUGGAAAUCAGGUGGAGCAAAAGCCUAAGAAGCCAAAAUAUGAGCACACAAUUUCCUUUGGCGCCAUCCCUGCUAACCCAAUUUCUGAAGAAAGAUAUGAAGCAGGCUACAGCAGAGCAAGACCAAACCUCACCUCCUCGGCUUCAUUUCAUGGCGACAACUUGCCCUCGGUAAACUCUGAACAUAAUGCUGACGAUUCUAGAGUGCAAAGCCAUGAAAUAGCCUGCUGAUCACCUCACAUGUGUAUCGUAGCCGUUUUUCAUUAGAAUUACGGAGUUUAGGGUCGUGCCUUCACGCGGAGUGUCAUCUCAGAGCAAAGCAUGAUUUGCCUGUCUGAAUCUGCUUUCUCUUUUUCCUAGUUUAGUUGCUGAGUUAGGAACUUCUGCUGGUUUGCAACAUGUAGUAAUCAAAUUGGAGACACCAUUUUUAGUUCACAAUUCCAAGAAAUUACAUUAUAUUUAGGAUCUUA